AUGAAGGUGGCGGCAAACGUCACGAAAAAUUGGCUGCAACGUCAGCAAGUGCGCUUACAGAAUAUCAAAGUGUGGCAGCGUAGUCGCAAAGUGGGCAGCGGUUUGCUUGAACUGAAAGAAUGGAGUGCUAAGCCAAAAUCGGCAAAACAGCGUAAAAGACAGAUUGGCAUGGUGCGAGUACGAAAUUUAUUUCGGCGUGGUACAAAAAAAGAUUAUGAACAUUCGGGCAGUUUUUUGGAGGCCAUUGGCCCAGUUUUGCUGCUAGCUCAGUUCUUCGCCUUGAUGCCUGUUUGUGGCAUAUUAUCGAAAACUGCUUCGGAGGUGUAUUUUUCGUGGAAAUCUGUGCGCACAUGCUACGCAAUGCUGGUGAUUUUUUGCCUUGGACCGGCCAGCCUGUGCACCAUCGCCUUUGCUUUUCGCGAAAGAUUUAACUUCGAUACAGUGGAAGCGAUCGUCUUUUAUGUUUCAAUAUUUCUAAUAGCAAUGGCAUUUUUUCAAUUGGCCCGCAAGUGGCCGGCGUUAAUGGUGCAGUGGGAGAGUAUUGAGUCCAAGUUGCCGCCGCUGAAAACGGAAAUGCAGAGAGCAGCAUUGGCCCAUCGCAUAAAAAUGAUCACUUUGGUGGCGACUAUGUGCUCCAUGGUGGAACACUUGCUUAGCAUGUUGGGCAUUAUCUAUUAUGUGAAUGGGUGUCCCACAAUACCAGGGCACCCUAUCCGGAGUUUUCUAUAUACCAACUGGUCGCAGUAUUUCUACUUCUUUGAUUACACCGAUUGGGCGGGCAUCUUCGGCAAAGUGUUGAAUGUGUUAUCGACGUUCGCAUGGAAUUUCAAUGACAUAUUCGUGAUGGCAGUGAGCGUGGCGCUCUCUGCACGUUUCCGCCAACUUAACGAGCAUAUGUUGCGCGUAGCUAAGCGGCCAACGAGCGAGAAAUUCUGGAUUGAAAAUCGCAUAAACUACCGUAAUUUGUGUAAAUUAUGUGAAGCAACUGAUGAUACGAUUUCGAUAAUCACACUGCUGUGUUUCUCUAAUAACUUGUUUUUCAUCUGUGUGGUUUUCAUAUCGCAAUUUUUCGGUUUGUUGCCCGUCUCCAACAUAUUGGCCAAUGAUGUGCAUCGAGUCUAUUACACUUGGUUUAGUCUACAUACCCUUUAUUCGGGGAUUAUAUUGCUUCUGAAUACACUGGAAUUUGUUACUGUGGGAUAUUUGGUGUUCAAAUUUGGUUUAAAUUUUCACAAUUCAGGUACAAUAUCUUUGUUUGUGGUGUGCAUGCUGGAGCAUGUGUACUUUUGGCGUUUGGCCAUAAAGUGGCCAUUUAUCAUGCGAGCCUGGCGCCGCACAGAAGAGAUAUUCCUGCGACCGCCCUAUCGUAUAUAUGCGACAUAUAAUAUGAAGGCACGCAUUUACGCAUUAACCUGUCUGGUUAUGUUCAGUGCCAUGGUGGAGCACAGUUUCCUUGUGUUUAAUUCGUUUCAUAAAAGCAAUUUAGAACGCACACAAUGCAAAUACAAUAUCACCUUCUGGGAAAGCCUCUACAGACGGGAAAGGCCACACUUAAGCAAAGUUGUACCAUUUAACUUUUGGUAUUUGCCUGUGGUGGAGUGGAUUAAUUUAACCUUGGCUUACCCCAGGUCAUUUACUGAUGCCUUCAUCAUUUGUGUAAGCGUGGGGUUGGCGUCACGUUUUCAUCAACUUUAUCUACGAAUCGAAUCUGUGCAUAACAAGGCCUUACCAAUGCUUUUCUGGACCGAAGUACGUGAACAUUUCCUUGAGUUGAUACAUCUUAUGCGUUUACUUAACGACAAAAUAGCGCCGCUGAUACUAUUAGCAUGCAGUAAUAAUAUGUACUUUAUCUGCUUUCAGCUGUUCAAUAGUUUCCAAAAUAUCGGCGUUGACCUGAUUGCUGUAACCGCUUUCUGGUAUUCCUUGUUUUUCGCCAUCUUUCGCACCAUUCUUACACUUUUCAUGGCCUCCUCUGUUAAUGACUACAGCAAGCGGAUAUUGUGUACGCUGCGCAGCGUACCAAGCACGUCGUGGUGUGUGGAGGCCCAACGGUUCAGCGAGCAGUUGGCUUUCGACUUAACAGCUUGGUCUGGCUGCGGUUUCUUCUUCAUUACGCGACAACUAAUUUUGGCGAUGGCCGGCACAAUCUUUACCUAUGAGGUGAUGGUUACUGAUGUCAUCAACAAGGGCUCCAUUCAGCAAGUUACGAGCUAUUGCAGGCCGAUUGAGUACGAAGCUGAAAAUGAGUGA
Messenger RNA from Bactrocera tryoni, 2250 nucleotides. Its product is annotated as gustatory receptor for sugar taste 64b-like. NCBI's taxonomy places the organism in Eukaryota, Metazoa, Arthropoda, Insecta, Diptera, Tephritidae. The record is from RefSeq and is a predicted model, not a curated record. The transcript is spliced from 15 exons. Bases 1 to 2250 code for a protein of 749 amino acids. Gene Ontology annotation, biological process: sensory perception of sweet taste; detection of chemical stimulus involved in sensory perception of taste. Gene Ontology annotation, cellular component: membrane. Gene Ontology annotation, molecular function: sweet taste receptor activity.